Zasmidium cellare ATCC 36951 is the source of this 819-nucleotide messenger RNA. RefSeq lists its product as uncharacterized. The record is from RefSeq and is a predicted model, not a curated record. The transcript has a single exon. The coding region runs from base 1 to 819 and encodes 272 amino acids. NCBI's taxonomy places the organism in Eukaryota, Fungi, Ascomycota, Dothideomycetes, Mycosphaerellales, Mycosphaerellaceae.
AUGGCGCACAUCAUCAAGACAGAGCCAGACACCUGCGACGUGGACGUGGACAUGAACGGCUGUCCAGAGAUCAAGACGGAGCCAUCAUUCGGCGGCUAUGACGAGCACACCUACCCAGCCGACGAGAUCAAGCCAGAUGCCUCUGCCAUGGGUCAUUACUCCAAGAGCAAGGUCACUCCAAACGAUCAUCUCAAGACACCGACCUCGAUCCCAGCCGACCUGAACGGCACUUGCUUCCACCUGACCGGCUUCAUCGUCUGCAAGGACCGCUGCAUCAAAGUCCAACGCAUGCUCAUCGACUCCGGCGCAUCCUCAUCCUUCAUCACCGCCGCUGCCGUCAACGCCACCGGACUCGCCGUAUUCAAGUGCGAGCCCAAGAGCUUCUCGACUUGCAAUGGCUACACGCAGCGCGACAAAUUCGUCAUCUUCGACCUGUGCAUCGCAGGUGUGCGCAAGACCAUCAGCGCGUACGUCGACGAGGGCGCCUACGUCCAUAAGGAUGAGAUCAUCAUCGGCGCCGAAGCAACGACGAAGUUUAGUAUGCAUUGCAACACCAACUUCGGCAAGAAGCACGAGACACGUUGGUCAAUCAAGGCCGAUGUCAAGAGCCGCCCUCGAACGCGGUACGUUCUGCAGAAGGCCUCUCGCCCCAGCGGAUCUCCGUUGCACACGUAUAGUCUCAAGGAUGGUCUGGACGUCGCCAUGUCCCCGGGCGAGACGAGCAAGCAGCGUGAUGCGCGUGACAAGUGGGAGCGCAAGCUGGCAGCCAGCAAGAAGGCGGAGGCGAAGUACUGGGAGGCUCGGCGCAAGAAAAUCUGA